Molecule: messenger RNA, 4863 nt
Organism: Nezara viridula (southern green stink bug)
Lineage: Eukaryota; Metazoa; Arthropoda; Insecta; Hemiptera; Pentatomidae
Source: the annotation of a GenBank genome assembly
AGCAAAAUUAUAAAUAACAGAAAGCAUAAUUUUGGACCUUGAAAAAAAAACUUAGCGUUAUUAUUUUUAGUUGUUAUAAUAAAGUUGAUUUAUUUUUUUCUUAUACUUUUUUGAUAAUUAAAAUUUCCAAAGCGUUAUUUACCGGCUUUCAACGAAGGCGCUAGCAGAAGCAAACAAACUUAUGUUUAGAAACCUCACUAACGGUUACAGUGGUAGUCAAGCGAAAUUGUUCUUCAAAAAAUGGAUGAUAAUUUAAAAGAAACUGUUUGCCCCGUUCGAGGAUUAGGACCUUCAGAAUUUAAUUCAUCUUCUAACGUUGGACUUUACGGCCCAGACAGCCAAAGCCAAUCUCAGACUGAUGAGAAGAACGAUUUCUUUGGCUCCAAGGACUCAACCACGUAUUCCAUCCCUAAUUUGCCGACGAUGAUGCCAAAAAAAUAUGAUGAAAACCAGGAUUCUCAGACGCAGGAUGAAAAUGUUAGUCAAGAUUUACAUAAUGGUCACAACAUUCAAAAUGAUGAUAAGGUGGUCAAAAGGACUGUCAGCAUUAGCGAGUUGGAACCAGUUGCUGAUGGAGAACCGGACACUGUUCCUAUUGAUGAAAAGGCUAAUGAUGGUGGUGAUGAAGGAACUCAACCAAAUGAAAAUACGACAGUCAAUAAUGACAAGCUUGAAAAAAUGGAAGUAGAUUUACCUGCUGUGACGAAAAGUGAUGCAGAGAAUUCGGAAAAGGAAAAAAGUCACACCGACAAUGAAGAAAGCCAGAGUCAGGAUGGAUUCAGAAGUUUUUUGCCAGAUGGAAAUAAAACGCCCUCAAAAAAACUUGAACACUCUGAAACUGAAGAAAAUUCUAUGGAUAUUAAGGCCAAUGAAGGUACCCGUGGCGAAUCUGAGGGUUUUGACUUACAUCUUUCUCAGACACAGUCCUUUGUGUUUCACACAGAGAAAUCAGCUUCACCAAUAAACUGCGAGUCAGAUGAAAGCAAAGGGCAGAUGAGUAAAAUAUCCGAGCCUGAGAAAGUUGUAAGUUCUGAUGAUAGGUCCACUGAAUCUUCUAUCAAGAAGGUUGACAGUUUUGAUGAGCAGUCAAAUGAAUCUGAAAUUAAAAAAGUUGAUAGCUUUGAUGAGCAUUCAAAUGAAUCUGACAUUAAAAAAGUGGAAAGUGUUGAUGAUCAAUCAGAUGAAUCUGAGUUGAAAAAAGGUGGUAGUUCAGAUGAAUCAGAAAUUAAAACAAAAGAAAGUUCUGACAAAUCAGAAGAAAAAAAGGUUGAUAUCGUUGAUAGUGAGUCAAAUGAUGAGCAACCGGAGAAGUCCGAAUCUUCUGAAAAGAAAGUUGAAACUUCAGAGAAUGAAUCCCAAGAAGCAAUGGAUGUUGAUGGUCCUCCUGAGGUUCCAAGUAAUUCGGAAAAGGCAGGUCGAAAAUCAGCAACUACUAAAAAACAUGUUGCAUUUGAGGGAGAUAUUGGAAAUACGGAGAGUGAAGAUUCAGAGGCCAAAUCAACAAGCAAGAUUCAGUCUGUUUGCACUUGCAUUCCGGGUUGUCAUGAUCGGCUCGAAGUGAUAUCUCAACAUUUAAACAGUGCUUGUUCUCAAUUAGAGGAGUUUAUCAAAUCAAAAAAGCGAGAUGACAAAAAGCAAUUGAAUAAUUUUCUUGAUAUGUUGAAGGAAAUACAAAGCAUAUCUGAAAACAAAGACAUAACUGGUGAAACAAAAAUAUCUGAAAAUGUGUUUUCACUGGAAGAAACUCCAAAGAGUGGUCGAAAAACAGGGACUAAAAGAAAAUCUAAUGACAUGGAGACCCCAUUAAAAGCUACUCCUCGCAAAAAGGUAGCAGAGGAAAAAUCUGGAAAACCUACAGAAAAAAAAACCAUAGAUUUUAAAGAUUUAAAAGGAUUGGCAGUUUUUGCCAAAUGGCCUAAUAGCGGAUGGUAUUAUCCUGGUAUAGUAGAAGAAUUGACUGCUACUGAUUGGAAAGAAGUUACCAAUGUAACUGUCAAGUUUUAUGAUGGUUUGGUGAGAGAUAUGAAAAAUAUUAACAUCUUACCUGCAUAUCUAAUACCAGCUGGCUCCAUGUUAUGUGAUCUUGAAGAUGAAACAGAAAUGGUUGUUUUGUCAUGUGAAGGGUCUAACCAAAACAGUGUAGACUUCAAGUUGUCGACCAAAGAAAAUCCUGAUGCAGUUCUGGAACUUAACUUCAAUAAACUAGCAAUAAAAGCUAACCACAUGAAGAACAUUAAGGUGCAGUUGGAACCGACCACUGAUGCAACACCGAAGAACAUGCACAUGGUUUCAUUAGUGAGUGGAAGGAGAUCAUCGAGAGGAAAAACAAAAAAGGAUGAUGAAUCAGAAGAGAAAACUGAAGAGAAGCCUAAAGUGGAAAGGCGGUCUGCAACACCUAAGAAGACAGCAACACCUAGGCGCACAAGAAAUUGAUAAAACUAAAAAAUAUUAAUAUAAGAAUUUUGUGUAGAAUACUGAAAUUUAUUUUUAUUAUGUUGAUAUGAUACUGUACCAGUAAUCAGUUAAAAACGAAUUUUUUGCAUUUGUAUUUUUAAAAACUUACAAAUUUUAACUGUACAAAUAAGUUUAUGAGAAUUAUUGUUUACAAAGGUGGUAUCCUCAUUUUAGUGAACUUUUAAACAUAUGUAUCUUUUUUUUUAUUUAUAUUAGAUUGUAUAUUUUAUUUUUUAAGGACAUCUGUCUAAAAGGGUGUUAUUAUGUUUGGGUUUUGUUUUUGUUUUUUUAAUUUAAAUCUAAAAACUGAGGGCGGUUUUUAGUUUAUUAAUCUCUGAGAUUCUCUUUUUGUAAUAUUUUAAUAUUCUAUAAAUCACAUGUUUUAUUAAUGAAGUAUGUUGCAAUUGUUAAAUUUGAUUUUAAUUUCUAUUUUUUCCCUCUAAAGUAUAUGUCUGCAACAUUCCAAUAUCAAAUUUAGAAUAGAUUGAAGUCGAAAUUGUGAAGUAUUUUUGUACCAUAAACAAAACAAAUUACAGAUAUGAUACUGUUAUACUUCUUUUGAAUAUGUUAUAUUUAUCCUGUUACAAACUUAAUUUUUAUUUAUCCAAAACUAACUCUUCACUUAGAUAUUUACCGAUCUCAGCACUAUAUGUAUAUAUAUAUUAUACAUAUAUGUGUUUGUGUGUAUAUAUAUAUACAUAAAUAAUAAAUUCAUAUAUAUCGAUUAGUAAUUUUAUCCUCUAGUAUAAUUAAUUUGAAUGGGAGCAGUGAAAUAUUAGAGAUUAGUUGUAGAAAUGUGAAAAUGGAAAUUAAAGUUGUUAUUUUAGAUGUCCAUGAAAUUUUAAAAUCUGAUGUCUUAUUCAAUUUUUUUUUGACAAAUAUUUUACAUGUGGGACAUCUUUUUUACAACCAAAGUUGAUUUGGAUGUUAAUUCAAUAUUGUUUUGCUUUUAAAGAUGUAAGUUACCUUUUUUUGUUAAGUUAACCCAAUGUGGUGGAUCAUUUGAAUAUUGAAGAAAAAAAAAAAUGAAAUAUAUGUUAUAUAGUUUUUUGGAAAAACAAACAAAUUUACCAGUUUUAAAUUAAAUGUUCAAAAUUUAAUAAUUUUUUAUAAGGUUGUUUAUGUCUUAUGUUCUGUGUCUUUAUUAUUUCAAUUGCUUCAAAUACUUCAAAAUAUUUUCAAUUUUUUCUAUAAUCUUAAAGCUAGUACAAAUUCCUCGUUUCACUUCGUAUAGUAAGAUCAUUAUUGAAAAUAUUUGGGAAACGGAGCACAUACCUGGUACCAGUUCAAGCUUAAGUUGACAAAAAAAAAAAAUGAAAUGAAAAGGUAAAAAAUUAUCAACUCCUUUUUAUAUAUCUGUAAAUUUGUUUCAUUUGAACUUCAACUUAAUUGUAAAUUAUAUUCAGAGAAAUAUAUCGUUUUUAAGUACCCCAUACUACUUUUCAUUUAACUUUUUCUAUUUUUAUCUUAUUUUUAUAACAUUUUUUUUUUUUUUUUUGAGGAUUUAUUUAUUUCAACAAUAGAGCUUUUAAUAAGCUUCAUAAACGUUCUACAAUUCUCUAAACAUGUAAGUUUUAUUAAUCAUGAUUUAUUUAUCAAAAUGAGAAAUGUUUUGACAUCACAAAUGUACUUGUCUAAGCAACAGUUUAGGAUUCCUAUAUGUUGGGAAAAUUUGAUAUAUUUUGGGAUGUAUGAAUAAUAAUAAGGUUUAGCGAACCUGAAGGUUUGAUGACCACCAGUCUGUCUACAUUCUUCCAUCCACUGGUCGCCGUCCUAAUCCCACCAUAUCAGCCUUAACCCAAUCCUCCCAUCAUCUCUUUGGCCUACCCCUUGGAUACUUACAAGAUGGCACAACAUACUUUCUAGGAAUUCUUUUGUUCCUAAGCUCUUCAAUGUUACAAGCCUAGUUUAUUCGCUGCAAUAUAAUCAUGUCAAUUAUAUUCACCGGAUAUAGUUUAAGCAAUUUUGGGGGGCCGAAUGGGCUAACGUAUCUGCACAGCACUGCCGUUGCCUGUUAAUCUGAUAAAUGAGAUAAAUAAUGGAUUUGUAAAUUCUAAUUUUUAAAUUUCGGGUCAAUAGGAGCAAGCUUAGUAGUUCUGAAACAGAAAAAUAGCAAGCAUUGCUCACCUUUAACCUAUCGUCAACUUCCUUCAUCUUCAACUCCGUUUUUCUUGUUAUUGUAGAUCCAAAUUCCCUAAACAUCUCUUAUAUGUUCCAACGUAGUUGCUUCUAUAUCUCUAAAACCAAAAGUGGCACCAUUUCUGCGACCAAUAAUAUAUUUUGUCUUGUUUAUAUUUAUUUCGAACCUUACUCACUUUCAUCAAUAUUGUCGUAUUUAGUUUUAUAGUUCCUAUGUUUUGGCUAUUUCACUUUACAGUACCAAAUCAACAGAAUACUCGAACAUAGAUU